This is a messenger RNA of Durusdinium trenchii, 1306 nucleotides long. Lineage: Eukaryota; Dinophyceae; Suessiales; Symbiodiniaceae. The record is from the annotation of a GenBank genome assembly.
CAGCCUUUGAUCUCUCGGAUCUCGGGAUUGUGGAGCUAUCCUGAAGGCUGUUUGACCUGAUUCGUGCUGAACAUGACCCUCAGCCCACAGAUGGCGAUGACGAUUGAUACGGACAAGCUCUUGUCGGUCCCAUCCGGGUACUUGACGCCGCUCCCACCAUCCGUGAAUCUGCAACAGCCAGCAAAAUUUGAAAGGAGCAGCAGUCAGGAGGAUGAUGCCUCAACUCCGAAGCUGCAUCCAGGUGGCUGGAACGAGUUGGCUUCCGGGGACCUUCAUGAGAAGUUGUCCAGCUUGGCCGCCAAACAAUGGUCCCAGGAAGCCCUGGACCUUCCCAAGCCGACUUUUGCAGAUGAUUUUGUCAAGGUUCCUCUUGAUGAACAGAGUUUCAUCUCGCCCCCGCCAGCACCACAUGCUGUGGCGCGGGAAUCAAAGAGGAAUCGAUUGGCCGUGAUCUCCAAAGGUUCGGUGGGGCAUCCUUACAACUGCGCUGCUGCAUGCAAGUACGUAAAGCGCAAGGGUGGAUGCCGAGAUGGCGCUGAUUGUCCCAACUGCCAUGAGUGCUUUUGGUCCAAAGCCACAGCCAAAGAGGCUGAGACGAGGAAUGAUGCACAGAUGGUUCAGCAGGACGAGCAAUUGGCGGAAAAGGUGAUGCGCCUCUUGCAGGAUGAGCACGGAAAGGUGGAUAUGAACGCUCAGAUUUCUCAGGUGCCACCGAUGGGUUUCGUUGACUGGAGUUCGAGCUUGAACUACAUGGGUGUGAAGAUUCCAGGGGAGACCUUUGGUGGCAUUGGUCCGCUUGUGUCAGAGCCAGUGCCGACGGCGGACAAUCCAGGCUCCAAGGGCCAUCCAUACAGCUGUGGCCCCGCGUGCAAAUAUGUUCAAAAGUCUCGUGGUUGUAAAGAUGGAGACCUUUGCACACAUUGCCAUCUAUGCCGGUGGACUCGCUAUGCAUCGAAGCAUCACUUGAAGAUUUGAGAACAAAGACGAGGUGCGGGUAGAUGGGAUGUGCCAAAGGUGGCAAAGGCUUUGUCAAGAUGCUGCUCCCGUCGUAGCCCUUUGACACCUGCCUUCGUUGGCUAGCAAAGGCUUGUGUAGGAGCUGCAGCUCUUGUUCCAGGCCUUGGCUUGUGGCAAAUAUCAGCCUCAGGUCACCAAGCCACAUGCUGCUAGACGGGACACACCCAUGGCAUGUUGACUUGUAGCCACGUGGGCGAAAACUUUUGAAGAGAUUUUAGACAAUCGGACCUAAGACAAGGUCGUCGCGUAGUUUGAGGCGGCUCUAUUUUGCAACUUUUAGACAGUUCUCC